Molecule: messenger RNA, 894 nt
Organism: Penicillium cataractarum
Lineage: Eukaryota; Fungi; Ascomycota; Eurotiomycetes; Eurotiales; Aspergillaceae
Gene: gcy1
Product: putative glycerol dehydrogenase Gcy1
Exons: 3
Coding region: 1-894 (297 amino acids)
Cellular component (GO): cytosol
Molecular function (GO): aldose reductase (NADPH) activity
Source: RefSeq, a predicted model, not a curated record
AUGUCCAACGAGCACACCAAGAAGACCCACACCCUCAACACUGGUGACAAGAUCCCCGCCAUCGGUCUGGGAACUUGGCAAUCCAAGCCCAAUGAAGUCCGUGAGGCUGUCAAGAACGCCCUGCUAAAGGGCUACCGCCACAUCGACACUGCCCUGGCCUACGGCAACGAAGCCGAAGUGGGUGCUGGUAUUCGUGACUCUGGCGUGCCCCGCGAGCAGAUCUGGCUUACUACUAAGCUGGACAACACCUGGCACCACCAGGUUGAGAAGGGCAUUGAGUCCUCUCUCAAGGAUCUGGGUGUUGAAUAUGUCGAUCUGUACUUGAUGCACUGGCCCAGCUCGACCGAUCCCGAGGAUAAGUCCAAGCACCUGCCGGACUGGAACUUUAUCAAGACCUGGCAAGAACUCCAAAAACUCCCCGCAACCGGCAAAGUCCGCAACAUCGGCGUCUCCAACUUCGGCAUCAAAAACCUCGAAAUCCUCCUCAACGACCCCUCCACUCAUAUCAUCCCCGCCGUCAACCAAAUAGAACUCCACCCCAACAACCCCUCCCCCAAACUAGUCGCCUACAACACCUCCAAGGGCAUCCACUCCACCGGCUACUCCUGCCUGGGCUCUACCAACUCCCCGCUCUACAAGGACGAGACUCUGCUGUCGCUGGCGGAGAAGAAGGGCAAGACGCCGCAGCAGGUGUUGUUGGUGUGGGGUAUUCAGAAGGGGUGGAGUGUUAUUCCCAAGUCUGUUAGCAAGGCGCGGAUUGAUGGGAAUUAUGAGAUUGAUGGGUGGGAGCUGAGUAAGGAGGAGGUUGGGUUGUUGGAUGGGUUGAAGGAUCGGUUUAAGGUUUGUGGGGAUGCGUGGUUGCCUGUUAAGGUUUUCUUUGGGGAUGAUGAGUAG